Periconia digitata is the source of this 394-nucleotide messenger RNA. The record is from the annotation of a GenBank genome assembly. Lineage: Eukaryota; Fungi; Ascomycota; Dothideomycetes; Pleosporales; Periconiaceae.
UCGCGUCAUCAAUACGUUGAUGGAUAGCGUAUAUACCCUGGUAGAUACGCUUGUCCUCGACUAUUCCCUCCCUCGUCUCCACCAUUACACAUAUCUCUUCGAAAUCCUCCCGCUCACCUGGAUUCCUAUAUGUUAACGCUCGUCCACUUUUGCAAUACGCCUGAUUGUGGAUGAAGAAUGGCCAUCUAUGGAUGCUGACCUAGUCAGAACGGCCAGUGAGAGUAUUGCGGAGGCUCCCCGAUGCCACUUCUCAGACCAACAAUUCAAUGUCAUUCGAACCGGAAACCAAUUACUUCCUACCAUGAUAGGUUUCAAAUCUGAACUCGGUAUUCAAGAUCCUCGUUCCAUCAGCGUUAAAACGUGGAGAUACCGAGAUUGGGUCACAAGCCCCUAA